Camponotus floridanus (Florida carpenter ant) is the source of this 2372-nucleotide messenger RNA. Its product is annotated as R3H and coiled-coil domain-containing protein 1. Bases 197 to 2041 code for a protein of 614 amino acids. Gene Ontology annotation, molecular function: nucleic acid binding. The transcript has 8 exons. NCBI's taxonomy places the organism in Eukaryota, Metazoa, Arthropoda, Insecta, Hymenoptera, Formicidae. The record is from RefSeq and is a predicted model, not a curated record.
UGUAACAUAAUAUUCGAGCGAAUCUCGCUUAUUACCUCGUGCUACGCAAUUUGUGGCAAGAUACGAUGAUUCCGAGGGAAAACGUCAAGUUUGUCUGACAGAUAAUCGCGAGUACCCUGGGUAGGUGGAUGCCGAUGAUACUCGCGACCUCGGUGUACCUUCGUGAAUGCCAAUUACGUGACAAUCGCUGCGAUAAAUGAGCCUGCAAGAUAGUCUGUUUUCCGAGGAUGUCGAGUACGACGUAACCUUCUUCGCGAGGGACAGGACGCGCAAAAGAGCGCUCGUCUUCCCGCCAGUCAACAACUAUCGCCGUUUCAUAAUACACCAGCUGGUGCAGGAUCGUUUCCCGGACCUGUUGCACACGUUCUCGAUCGGCCAGGGCUCGGCCAGACGUACCGUCGUGUGCUACAAGAGCGACGUGAGAAGAGAUUGGGACCCAAAGCCGAAUGCUCCUGAGUGUGGAACAAGCCUUGUGACGAAACGAAGGGAUACGAUUCGCGGGAUGGAAGGUCGACAAUCGCCUUCAGUGUCUCCGGAAUGCAAGCAACUACAGCGACAAGCUAAAUCGGCACCAACGGUCGAGAUUUAUAGGCCACCGGCAGCUAGAAGAGCUAGCAAUUGCUCGCAAAUGAGCGGGACGCAGACGCAGAUGCAAUCAAAUAAUACAGAAUCUUCUUCAGUCAAGAAUGUGCGGCAAAAGCGACCUGAUCGAGCGGUUUAUGUACCUAGACAUCGAAGAAGCCUGGAGGAGAGGAGAUCGCGGAGUCUUAAAGCUUCUCCCGCAAAUCAUACGACAUUAAACGAAGAUCCGAAUACGAAUAAUAAUUCUAGACUGCAAGAUACAUGUUGUAUUCGACAGAGUACAAACGGCGAUUCGAGUUUGGACAAUCAAAUUUCCGAGAAUCGCGACAUGGAGAUUGAAAAUAGCCAUAUUUCGCGAGAAAUUUUGGAGGAUGGAAUUAUUUUGGAUUGUAGGAAAAUCUCUGACACACAUGAUAAUACUGAGUAUACGCAUAAACUAUUGGAAGAACUGAAAGAGGAUGUGCAAACUUUAUUGGAAGAGACGAAAACUGUGGCUGAUAAUCCUGAUGAAAAUAGCGCUAAUUUUAAUCUAUCAAAAUCAGCCGACAAAGUGGAGAUUAACGACGAAUCGGUAAAAACGACGCAAGUAAUCGUCGAAGAAGAAAACCGGUCCUUAAUGCAACAUUUAGAUUAUAACGAUACGGUAGAUAAUGAAAGUACGCAACUAGUUGAACAGAAUGUAGUAUCGGAUGUUCUAGUAAUUUCUGAUAAUAUGCGAAAGAAAGUAGAACGACUCGAACAAACAUCUCCGAUUCUUGUAAUACCACCUGAAAAGAAAGUAAAAAAGAUAGAGAGACAAAAGAGCAAACCGGUCCCAUCGCCGUCUCCACCUAUGAAGAUAAACCGAGACGAAUGCGAUUGGGACAGUUUGUUCGACGAUAAUGGUGAUUGUCUGGACCCAACGUUGAUAGAAGAGCUUACAUCAGCGGUGGGCGAAGUGACGAUAGAACAACCAAAGAAUGAUUACAAAACGUACAGCAAACAGGUCGAAGUGUCUAGUGACGAGUUUGCGCACGUUGUAGAAAUUUACAAUUUCCCCUCAGAGUUCAAAACUAGCGACUUGGCGGCUGUCUUCAGUUCUUUCAAAAACGGUGGCUUCGAAUUAAAGUGGGUGGACGAUACUCACUGCUUAGGAGUUUUCAGCAGUCCUCUCGUUGCUGCUGAAGUAUUAGCGUCGAAUCAUCCGUUUGUGAAAACAAGGCCGCUUAGCGAAGCCACCGCCUUGAGUAAAACGAAAGCCAAAAGAACCGCAGAAUUUCUGCAACCUUAUAGAAAUCGGCCCGAAACAUGCGCCGCUCUGGCCAGAAGAUUAGUUACAGGCGCGUUAGGCGUGAAACUCGCUACAGCCAGACAAGAACGUGAGCACGAGAAGAAUAUAUUGCGCGAAGCAAAAGAGAAAAGACGAUUGGCUAAUAAGCAACGUGAGGAUGUCUGGGAAGGCAUAAUACCUGCGAAGUAACAUUACGCAUUGCUAAUGCGUAUUUACAGGGAUCGUUUAUACCUCGUCGUAUUACUAUGUAUUAUAUUGCAUAGUUUGUGUAGCUCACAAGGCUCGUAUAACGUUGGGUCUUUUCCAAGCAAGAAUACACUACAUUACAUUGUGUUCAUAUGUAAGGUACUUGCUGGAAUAGUUGAAAUCCUAAAUUUAGUUUCUAAGAGAAUCAUCAGAGAGUGCAUUACAAUUUUCCACGUUUGUUAUUACGAAUAUAACACAGGUGUUAUUGCUACGUCUUAUCCUAUUGGAUAUUUUUAUUUUUUUAAUAAAACAAUAAAGAUACAGAAAGAAGAGA